Molecule: messenger RNA, 1582 nt
Organism: Tigriopus californicus
Lineage: Eukaryota; Metazoa; Arthropoda; Copepoda; Harpacticoida; Harpacticidae
Exons: 2
Coding region: 927-1439 (170 amino acids)
Source: RefSeq, a predicted model, not a curated record
GUUCUCAGCUCUCAAACUGUUUCCAAUGAAGGUUACCUUGGUUAACCUUGGUGUUUUUAGUCCAACCCGAGCACAUGUAUGCUUGCUUUUUCGUUAGGCCUGAAAAGCACUUGUUGAUGCCAUUGUGACCUUCAGUGACACUUACGAAUGACAACAGACGUGUGGCUGUUAUCAAGGAUGCCACAGUCUGGCUGUGAUUUUGAGGGGUGCAUUCGAUUUGCUCAAUUUGAAUUCAGGACAGUGAUCAUUGUGCACUAGUGGUGUUUAAUUGCUUAAGGCGGAGUCUGAGAAUGUUAUAGGUGCAGGUGGGAAAUAUCGCUUCUCAUUCCGCCCUUGAGUUCAAAGAUUGGAGGAAAUACAUAGACACAAGGAAGACCUCCUUCAAUUCUCGUGGGUUGAUCUGAAUGGCAACAAGAGGAUAACUGUAUCAGGACAUGAAUCACUUAUGAGCUCAUUAUGAUAAUCGUUAUUUGGACUAACAAAUCCCAUAAGUCUUGUGAUUCGGUUACCUCUUAAUGUAAUACGAUAUUGGCUUUGAUGAACAAUUUUGCGUUCUUCCCAAAAAGUAAAGAGUUUUUUUGCCCUUGCUUCGAUCUUAAUGAUUUUUAAAUCUUAAUGAAAUCACACACCUUUUCCCCCUAAGAUUGACUUUGGUAAGGGGUUCUGUCUUUCUAAAAUCUGAACUACAAAAGACAAACUAGUUCAAAUUGUUGACUCAGCAAUUUUUUCUUGGUUCGAUCUCAACUUAAAGUUGCACUCCAUUCAUACCUUGUAUGUCAUGUUUGAUGUUCGAAAGAAAAUUUCUAUCUUGAAUUUUUAAUAAACAAAAAAAAAUAACGAGACGUAUGAAAAAUCUUGAACCCCCUGCAUGAUCUCCCUGGAGAGCCAAGACUUAUGGUUUAUGCUGCAUUGCAUCCUGUAAAACAAUGGUGACUGAAGGAAAUGAGAGCUUGAGAGGAGACUUGAAGGAACACAUACCAAGCGUCUCCCCAGACAUGGAUCGAUUGGCCCCAAUGCUGAAAGGCCUUUCCUCAGAAGAGCGAGACCAAAUCAUCCAGGAAGAAAACCAUUCUUCGCCCAAGGCAAUCAACAAUCAAUCCUUGGACGAAGGUAUAUUGACACCAAUCGAAUCAGAAGAUAAAACAUCAACCCUGGCGGACAAUUUGGCUCAGACAGCUCACAAUAAUGAUAGUUUUGAAAGCAUUUCUUUGAGUUCGGCCAAAGUCCCAGAGGCCAAGGAAUCUUGGUCGAGGAGAACUUCUGUGAUUUCAAAUAUUUCCGAGUCAAAUACCAGUUUUCGCGGUGCUUUUGCUCUGAAUAACCUGGGGGUUAUGACUCCUGAUUUGAGCGUGCUUGGACCAGAGGAACAAGAAAAGAUCUUGGAGGUCAUUCGGAAAGACACGGUGCUUCAGCUUUACAUUGAUCUCAAAGUCAGGUAGGGGUGCCACGUACAUGUAUUUAUCUAUAUUUUACUCGAUGUAGACACCGACAGUAAUCAGGGUUAGCUUAUUUUCCAAACCAAUGACGAAUGUCUAAUACAAAUGCACUUUACGAGGAGAUGGGAAUCAGAAUCAUCGCUGAU